This is a messenger RNA of Hemicordylus capensis (graceful crag lizard), 1307 nucleotides long. RefSeq lists its product as uncharacterized. NCBI's taxonomy places the organism in Eukaryota, Metazoa, Chordata, Lepidosauria, Squamata, Cordylidae. The transcript is spliced from 12 exons. The coding region runs from base 105 to 1223 and encodes 372 amino acids. The record is from RefSeq and is a predicted model, not a curated record.
GACAGAGAGAAAGCACACCACUUCAGGAUUAUACAUGGAUUCAGCUAAGCUACAGGGGGAAUCAAAUUAGAAGUAUCUGAAUAUAUUUUUGGGGAGAGAAUGACAUGAGUGAAGCAAAGCAGCCUUCUGAAGCUUGUGUAGCUGUUAGUGCUGAAAACAACAAUUCCUGUAAGCUGGAAACCAAGAAUGCCCGCAAUCCUUUCCUCCAGGCAUCCCCAGCAAAUUGGCUUCCCAGAUACUCAGCAGUAACUACCUCAUGUUUUUAUAACUCAACAAGGGACACUUGGUUAGCAGCAAAGGGGUCCUCCAACUUCCAGUCCAGGCAUAUGAACAUAUGGCUGAGAGAACAAAUUAACUGCAUCCUCAAUGAAGGGAACAACAUCAAAGCUAAUAUUUGGGACGUACAGAGAACUAUGAGAAACAUGAAGGGAGAGCUGAAAAGGAUAAAGCAAGCUGAAGAGACGAUCACUUUCUUAGAGUCACAGAUCCAAGAAGCAAAGAAAAGUCAAGAACAGGAAAGUGCCACAGCAUCUUUAGAGGACCAGUAUCUUAAAAAGCUGGAGAAGGACAAUGAAAAUGUGCAUUUGAGAAUCUUUAUGCUUUCUGAGAAGAGUUCAGCUUUGGCAGCAUCAAGGAAGCUCAACCAACAGAGUUACCUGCAGCUCUGCUGUCACGUCAAUAAAUUACGUAGAGAACUCCAGGAAUGCAAACUGACCUGUGGUGAAGAAGAUGAAGCUUUUACAAAGAUGAAACACCAAAUCCGGGAGCUAGAAGAAUACUUGCAAGAAUACCAAGUGAAAAUACAGGUUCUUCAGGACAGAGAGAAAACCCUAAAGAAUGAGUUGUCAGCUGUUGAGAAAGACAAGGCUCGACGUCGGAUCAAGUUCCCAGGCAAGUUUUUGAACAUCAACCCAAAGAGCUUGAUGUAUGAAUUAGCCAGGGCUGAACUGGAAGAAAAAAUACAAAGAGAAGAAAAACCUAUGAACAAGCAGCUUUGUGGUGGUAGGGUGAAAGUAGCCUGGAUCUUAAUGGUUUUGUGGCACUUUGCUGGCAUCCUUCUGGUGAUUCUCCUGACUGUGCUGCUCGUCACCCUCUUCAUUCUCGGCAUCUGUCUUUCGAAUCACACAGUGACUGAAGCAUAUCAGCGGCCCAGGUGGCAGUUCUUGGACUAUUAUUUCCAACCAUACAUGCAGCUCUACAGUCCUGGCAUCUUACCAAAGUGAUCUUAGGGUCUGAAGGAGCAGUGCCUGGAGAGAUCCUAUCAUUAUUAUGUACAGUAUCUGAGUGUGGAUAAAGCUGAUAUCCUA